Messenger RNA from Elgaria multicarinata webbii, 1444 nucleotides. RefSeq names its product galactose-3-O-sulfotransferase 4 (gene GAL3ST4). The coding region runs from base 1 to 1278 and encodes 425 amino acids. Lineage: Eukaryota; Metazoa; Chordata; Lepidosauria; Squamata; Anguidae. Gene Ontology annotation, biological process: glycolipid biosynthetic process. Gene Ontology annotation, cellular component: membrane. The record is from RefSeq and is a predicted model, not a curated record. The transcript has 3 exons. Gene Ontology annotation, molecular function: galactosylceramide sulfotransferase activity.
AUGGGGGCCUUUCCUGGCGGCUGCUGCUGCUGCUGCUGCCACCGCCGCCGCCUGCAAGUCUUCUGGGCUGCUCUGGCUGUCUCCAUGACGAUUGGCUUCACCAUCCAGUUCUUGGGGGUCUCCUUUCAGAAGAGGGUUUCCUUGUCCCAGCUGCUCCCAAGCCCCUGGGCCCCUCCAGCCGAAGCGGAGGUGGUGGGGGAGGAAGGACCCCCCACACCUCCUCUCCUGUGCCAGCCACGGCAACACCUAGUCUUCCUCAAGACCCACAAGACAGGCAGCAGCACCCUCAUCAACAUCCUGCACCGCUUCGGGGAGGCCCGGGGGCUGCGCUUUGCUCUCCCUGCACGCUAUCAGUUCAGCUACCCCAACCUUUUCCAGGCCCGGCGGGUCAAAGGGUGGCAUCCCAGGGGGCGCCCUUUUGACAUCCUUUGCCAUCACAUGCGCUUCAACUUGCUUGAGGUCCAGAAAGUGGUGCCCCCGGACAGUUUCUAUUUCUCCAUUGUGAGGGACCCCGUUUCCCUGGCUGAAUCGGCCUUCUCCUACUACCGCGCUGUAGUCCCUGCCUUCCGCCAAGCUGGCUCUCUGCCUGGGUUCCUGGCCUCCCCACAGCUCUUCUACCGGCCCGGCGAACGAGGCAACCACUAUGCCCGCAACCUGCUGUGGUUUGACUUUGGCCUCAGUCCCCCCGCAGGUCCAGGUGUGGGCCCAGUCAAGGAUGCCUUAGCGGGGCUGGAGCACACUUUCCACCUGGUGCUGCUAACGGAAUACAUGGACGAGUCCCUGGUCCUCCUGCGGGACGCCCUCUGCUGGAGCCUGGAGGACAUCGUGGCCUUCCCGCACAACCUGCGCAACCCACAGGCAGUGCAUACCCUGGAGCCUGCAGACACUGCCCGGCUGCGGGCAUGGAACAGCCUGGACUGGCACCUGUACACUCACUUCAACCACACUUUCUGGGCACGCGUGGAGCACUUUGGCCGUGCCCGCAUGGCUCAGGAAGUGGCCCUGCUCCGGAAGCGCCGGAUGGAGCUGAUGCAGCAUUGUCUGCAGGGCGGGGGCCCACUGGAGCCAGCUCACAUUCCUGAUGAGCGCAUCCGCCCCUUCCAGUUUGGUCAGGUACCGAUCCUGGGCUACGCCCUGCAGCCCGGCCUGGCCCCCGGAGCCCAGGAGGCGUGUCGGCGCCUGGUCACCCCCGAGCUGCAGUACAAGGACCGGCUUGAUGCCAAGCAGUUCCCCCCAGCCCUAAGAGGCAAUGGGUCCCAGGUGGGGGGAGUGAGGUAGUCCUGGAAAGGCCCGUGGCCUCAGCAACCCCUGGUACAGCAUACCCAGAGAAGUGUGACACGAGACACCACAUCAAACCCAAAGCUGCUCAGAGGUCCAUAUUCUUAGAAGAGCAAUUUGGGAAUGGUUUCAAAAGGCGGUUGAACAGUUCGGUACAGUUUCCAGA